AACGGGCUCCAAAAUGGGAGCUCGAUCGUGCAAUGCUGUAAAACUCCACGAGUAAUUGAUUUCUAGAUUUGUUGUUACUUUCCUUUUUCGACUUUCCGUCAGUUACUGAGAAGGAUGGGCAAUGCUGAACUGUAACUUGGGAAUUCAUCUCUUACUACACGUAGCUUUUAUCGGUUUCAAAAAUCCGAAUUCUCUUGAGAUUUGUCACAGACUCCAUUUUUGCCACCCAUUGUCAGUUUGAUUGAGCCGCAGUUCUGUUUGUGUUAAAAUUACUCAUCUUUUUCCUAUUGAUUAAUUAAUUUGAGAUUACUGAUCCAAGUUCAGAGUUAUCUCUGAGUUCCUUAUUGGUUUUGCAUCAAUGUCUUUGAACUUUGAAGGUUCUUUGCACUAUAUAAGCAUUAAUGGCUGCACGGACGCCCGGCUUAAUUGCUUUAUUUGAUGUCGAUGGGACUCUCACAGCUCCAAGGAAGGUGGUCACCCCAGAGAUGUCAAAAUUCAUGCGAGAACUCCGGAAGGUUGUGACAGUUGGAGUCGUGGGAGGAUCUGAUCUCGUAAAGAUAUCUGAGCAGCUUGGAAACACAGUCAUCGAUGACUAUGAUUUUGUGUUCUCUGAAAAUGGUCUUGUGGCACACAAGGAGGGAAAACUCAUUGCGACCCAGAGCUUGAAGUCAUUUCUUGGAGAAGAAAAGCUCAAGGAAUUUAUAAAUUUUACACUUCAUUACAUUGCUGACUUGGAUAUUCCUAUCAAGAGGGGAACAUUUAUAGAAUUCCGUAGCGGAAUGCUGAAUGUUUCGCCAAUUGGUCGAAACUGUAGCCAAGAAGAAAGAGAUGAAUUUGAAAAGUAUGACAAGAUUCACAACAUACGCCCAAAAAUGGUUUCUGUCCUGCGUGAGAAGUUUGCUCAUCUGAACUUGACAUUUUCAAUUGGAGGACAGAUAAGUUUUGAUGUUUUCCCUCGAGGUUGGGAUAAAACUUACUGCUUGAGAUAUCUCGAUGGCUUCAAUGAAAUCCACUUCUUUGGUGACAAAACCUACAAGGGUGGGAAUGACCAUGAAAUUUAUGAAUCAGAGAGGACUGUUGGGCACACCGUUACAAGUCCUGAAGAUACAUUGAAGCAAUGCCAGGCCCUCUUCGUGGGAAACCCUAACAGCGAUUCUUGAGACUAUUGCAGCAAUAUUUUGUAUGCUUUACUAAACAAACGCAUUGCAAGUCUUCCUUAAAUAUUAUUUUUGUGUUGUAUAAUGACAGAGGAUUGCACUGCCAAUAUUCCUGCGUGUCUUUAGCACUCUAUUUUUGGUGCCAAUAACCGGCUGAGUUUUGAAGUAAAUAUGAUUCUCAGUGGUCAGUACCA
Molecule: messenger RNA, 1351 nt
Organism: Neltuma alba
Lineage: Eukaryota; Viridiplantae; Streptophyta; Magnoliopsida; Fabales; Fabaceae
Product: phosphomannomutase
Exons: 12
Coding region: 402-1160 (252 amino acids)
Biological process (GO): protein N-linked glycosylation; mannose metabolic process; GDP-mannose biosynthetic process
Cellular component (GO): cytosol
Molecular function (GO): phosphomannomutase activity
Source: RefSeq, a predicted model, not a curated record